AUGGCCGAAAACCUUUUAUCAAAUGGUUUCGAAGCUAAAAAGCUGAAAACUUCGCAGCGUCGUCGCGCUCCUCCACAAUCUCUUGUCCUGAAAAAAAUUGUUUCCAACUCGCUGCACUCGACCUCGGCGGCACCCAAGUGCGGCAUCUGUCUCGAGACUCUGCCCAUCAAUCCUCACCUCUGCGAUGCUUGUCAGAUCUGGAAUGAUGCGACACAUGUAUUCCAGUGUAUGAGAGAUCCAGAUGAUUUCGUAACCAGGUACUCGUUCAGUCUGGGUAACAUACUCUCACGCGUGAGCUGCAUAUUAUGUCAACUAAUUGCUAAUUCUAUCUUGGAGAGAUUCCGAAAGCCUGAUCAAUCAAAUUUCAAUGCGCUUUUACAAACGAAGAUCACAAUAUAUGGCCCAUACUGCUUGGGCGAAGGUUCACUUAAAGUCCUGGAUCCAUUGUUUUUUGAGAAAAUGGGAGAGUAUAGGAUUGAAGAAGAUGAUCUAAGAUUGGACAACAUUCAUGAAGGCAAUAAUGCUCCUGCUCUGCAAAGAACCGAUGAAGCUGUACUUGCUGUUCUUUACAUAGUUGCAACGACUCCUGAUGGGCAUGAUCUUCAAGGGCAAACAUUUAAAUUUGAUGCCUCUACGGCUGGCGCUCGAGAAGUUAAUCAUAGACAGCAAUUAUUUCAAGUGGAUCCUGGUAUUAAAGUUUCGGAGCCAGCAGGCAUACCCGGCCGAAGACCUCCAGCCAUUGGACUUCAGCUUAAACUUCACUAUCGCCACUCUAUGGCUAACCUGUUUCGGGUAGAACGCUGGGAGAAGUCUCAUUUUGACUCGAAAUUGAUCAAGAUCUGGACCAGCACAUGUGAAACAUACCAUGGGCCUCGUUGCAAGGUUGCAAACACUACGAAUUUACCAUCACAGUUUCGCCUCGUCGACACUUAUCGCCACUGCGUAAUAGAGCCACCCAGGUUUCUGCCUCCGAGGUUUGUGGCUUUAAGUUAUACGUGGAGUUCACUCUCGGACUCUCCAGAUAUUCAACUGGAGCAAAACAACCUCGAACGCCUCAUGCAGGCUGGCUCACUAGAAGAAGAAAAUGUACCGGCCUUGAUCUCUGAUGCAAUAAAUCUUUGUCGCGAGAUUGGAGAGCAAUACAUUUGGAUCGAUAAAUUCUGCAUUAUACAAGACGAUUCCAUUUCUAAACAUGCACAAAUUCAAGCCAUGGACCAAAUAUAUGCUACUGCGGCUUUUACCAUUGUUAUAGCACUGCAAAACCCGCUUACGGCUGAGUUACCAGGUGUCAGAGACAGACCGAGACGAUCAUCACUAUGGAACGACACCCGAAUGUUCUCGGACAAGUGUCGUGCGAUCUCCGGCAACUUCCAACGCACUAUUACAGAUUCUGUGUGGAAUACUCGUGGCUGGACAUAUCAAGAACACAUGCUAUCCCUAAGAUGCAUCUAUAUAACAGACUUUCAGAUGUACUUUAACUGCCCAACCACGUCAGAACAAGAAGAGCUUGGGAGCAUCUCGGAUUGGCCUAAAUCUAAGUCUGGUGACAUGCAAAGCUAUUGCGAUGCUGUUCAGCAGUACACUGCAAGAAUUUUGACCUACGAAUCAGAUAUUCUAAACGCCUUUGCUGGUGUAGGAAAAAUGAUUGCAGGAAUACAAGAAACCAAACUAGUAUAUGGACUCCCAGAGAAGCAUUUCUCACAGGCACUCUUUUGGCAAAGCCUUGCCUUUGCACAGAGAAGAGAGUCCACCCCACAAAUUCCCAGCUGGAGUUGGGCGGCAUGGACUGGCCGAGUCAAGUACAUCUGGGACGGUCACUUGGAUGAUCUAAAAGUCGGGACGCUGGUGCGGUUUUAUUUUCAGGACCCGAAUCGCGGCUUGCGAAAACUGGACAUGGAGGAAGUCUGGUUUCACAAACCCAUGUGCCUAGAAACACUGAAAGAUUUGCCUUCUGUCAAUGAGCCAAGGUCAGAACUGAAGUUUCUGCCGGAACCAGCAGUUACAGACAAAGUUUGGCGAGACUCACCUCACAGCCCGUGGAAAAUGCUCUUUUAUCCACUUGAUCCCAUCGUUGUUAAAACAGCAUCAAAAUAUCCAGGUUGUCUCGUCUUUACCACGACAGUAGCGACUUUGUCUCUGAGAAAAGCAACCUGGCCCGCUUUUUUCAACGGAUCUUCAUCCGUUAUUUUUGAAAUCUGUGAUCGUCACGGAGAUAAAGUUGGGGAGAUGGUGAAAAUGGAUCAGUCGUGGGUAGAUGAGCAUUUGGACCUGGCCAAGGAGCACGAAUUUGUCGUGCUUUCCGCCGCGAUUCUCAGGGACUAUCUCCGAUAUUCGCUCCAAAAGUUCGGCCUUGGUAUUCCCGAAAUCAAAACCGGGCAAGAUAGAAGUCCUUGGUGUCUCCGUGUCAUGCUUAUCACACCUGGCAGCUUGGAUGGAGUUGCUCGGCGCCUCGCCCUCGGCUUUGUACAGACACAUUGUUGGAAGCAGUGUCAACCAACAUGGCGUACUAUUGCUUUAGUAUGA
Messenger RNA from Endocarpon pusillum Z07020, 2523 nucleotides. RefSeq lists its product as uncharacterized. The record is from RefSeq and is a predicted model, not a curated record. The coding region runs from base 1 to 2523 and encodes 840 amino acids. NCBI's taxonomy places the organism in Eukaryota, Fungi, Ascomycota, Eurotiomycetes, Verrucariales, Verrucariaceae. The transcript has a single exon.